AUGGGGGGCAAAACAGCAAACAAGGCCGGCUACUUCGACAAGCUCAAGGGCUUGCUCCAGGAGUACAAGUCCAUCUUCAUCGUCGAGAUUGACAAUGUCUCCUCGCAGCAGAUGCACGAGAUCCGACACUCCCUUCGUGGUAAGGGAGUUGUCCUGAUGGGCAAGAACACCAUGGUUCGCCGAGCUCUCAGGACCUUUGUCCUCGAUACUCCCGAGUACGAGCGCAUCCUGCCUUUCGUCAAGGGCAACGUCGGUUUCGUCUUCACCAACGGCGACCUCAAGGAGGUCCGUGACCAGCUUCUCGCCAACCGUGUCGCUGCUCCCGCUCGUGCUGGUGCCGUCGCUCCCGUCGAUGUGUGGGUUCCUGCUGGAAACACCGGUAUGGAGCCUGGCAAGACCUCUUUCUUCCAGGCUCUCGGUGUCCCCACCAAGAUCGCUCGUGGUACCAUUGAAAUUACCACCGAUCUGAAGCUCAUUGAUGCUGGCAACAAGGUCGGCCCCUCCGAGGCCUCGCUGCUCAACUUGCUCAACAUCUCUCCCUUCACCUACGGUAUGGGUAUCGCUCAGGUCUACGACCAGGGCCAGACCUUCCCUCCUUCCAUCCUCGACAUCGGCGAGGAGCAGCUCCUCAAGGCCCUGAGCACUGCCAUUACCACCGUUGCCACCAUCUCCCUGGCCAUCAACUUCCCCACCCUGCCUUCCGUCAUGCACUCUCUUGUCAACUCUUACAAGAAGGUCCUGGCUGUUGCCGUUGAGACCGAGAUCACCUGGCCCGAGAUUGAGCAGCUCAAGGACCGCAUCGCCAACCCCGAUGCCUAUGCUGCCGCCGCUCCCGCCGCCGCCGCUGGUGGUGCCGCUGCUGAGGCCGCUCCCGCUGCUGAGGAGAAGAAGGAUGAGUCCGAGGAGGAGGAUGAGGAGGGCUUCGGCGGUCUCUUCGACUAA
Molecule: messenger RNA, 942 nt
Organism: Trichoderma breve
Lineage: Eukaryota; Fungi; Ascomycota; Sordariomycetes; Hypocreales; Hypocreaceae
Product: ribosomal protein l10 domain-containing protein
Exons: 3
Coding region: 1-942 (313 amino acids)
Biological process (GO): ribosomal large subunit assembly; ribosome biogenesis; cytoplasmic translation
Cellular component (GO): cytosolic large ribosomal subunit
Molecular function (GO): structural constituent of ribosome; large ribosomal subunit rRNA binding
Source: RefSeq, a predicted model, not a curated record